Molecule: messenger RNA, 891 nt
Organism: Dendrobium catenatum
Lineage: Eukaryota; Viridiplantae; Streptophyta; Magnoliopsida; Asparagales; Orchidaceae
Exons: 1
Coding region: 1-891 (296 amino acids)
Source: RefSeq, a predicted model, not a curated record
AUGCGCAAUUUGGGAUCUCUACAUCAGUUUUUAGGAAUAACUGCCGAGAGAACCUCCACGGGAUUGCUGCUACACCAAACGAAGUAUGCGGAAUCGAUCUUGGCACGAGCUGGUAUGACAAAUUGUAAACCACUGGAAACUCCUUCCAAUCCCAAAACCAAUGUCUCUACAGAAUCACCAACAUUUUCAAAUCCUACCUUAUACCGUCAACUAGUAAGAGCUCUACAAUAUCUGACACUAACUCGCCCUGAUAUUGCAUAUGCUGUAAACCGAGCAAGUCAGGCAAUGCACAUUCCGACCGAAGUCCAGUUUUCUGCUCUUAAACGCAUUCUCAGAUAUAUUCGUGGAACGGUUCAUUACGGUCUUCCCUUAACAGGUAACUCUUUAACUCUGACUUCUUAUUCUGACUCUGACUGUGCAAGAGAUCAACAGGAUCGCAAGUCGACAAUAGGCUACUGUAAUUUUCUAGGCAACUCCCUCAUCUCUUGGAGUUUAAAGAAGCAAUCUACCAUUGCCCGCUCUUCUACUGAAGCUGAAUACCGAGCAAUAGCUGCAAAUACAACAGAAAUUAUUUGGCUUCGUCGUCUACUUCAAGAACUAGAUUGCCCUCAAAAUGGAUCGACGACUCUGUAUUGUGACAACACCUCAACUAUCGCAUUAGCAAAUAAUCCGGUUUAUCAUGCCCGGACAAAACACAUUGAAAUUGACUGUCAUUUUAUCCAAGAAUGUAUUCAAAACAACAGCAUUAAUGUUCAUCACAUCUCUACUAAAGAUCAGUUAGCAGAUUUGUUCACCAAAUCUCUACCAAAUGCUCGGUUCAAAGAACUAACCAACAAGCUAAUUCUUUCGUCUGAAACCAUUAGCUUGCGGGGGGAUGUUAGUAAUAAAUAA